Molecule: messenger RNA, 7752 nt
Organism: Porites lobata
Lineage: Eukaryota; Metazoa; Cnidaria; Anthozoa; Scleractinia; Poritidae
Source: the annotation of a GenBank genome assembly
AUGGCAAGAGUGCUGUCGGGCAGCCUCAAUGGUAGCCUCCCACACAUUCAGGCUUUAAAUGAACAUCUGCUCUGGAGGCUAGCCCCAUGGCUGGUGGGAUCAUCCCUUCACCUGUUGUGUUUUUGGCAUGAUUUGCCGCAAGGAAAUCUAUGUUUGUUAUGUAUUAAAAAUGCUACUAGUAGUAUAUCUUUGGCUAAGUUAUAGACAAGCUCCUCACAGCUUGAGGCCAGUAAUUUACCUGAUGAGAAGCAAUAUCAGGUUAUUGGUAAACAGGUGCCUUUCCACAGCUCAAAGUACAUGCCACACUGAUUGAGCUACAGAUAAAAAUUGACAGUAUCAAGAGUGUUUUCUGGCCUCACACCAAAAUAACUUGUUGUUUGAUAUCAAGGAAAAAAAACGUUUUGGUCAAACCUUCAAUAAACACAGGUUCUAUUAUCACAUCUUCCUGCCUAUUUAUCAGUGUAUGGCUAGAGCUGUUUGGAAAUUUUCACCGUUUCAUGUUGAAAUGAAUAUGAAAUAUUCUGCUUUGUUUUCUGUUUCUGGCCUUGUUUUGUUCUUUUUUUAGUCUUUUGGCUUUUCAGUGCCAUAUGUACCUGAAAUAUUUUUGCUUGUCAGAGUGACGUCAGUCCACGAUGGCUUAGAAAACAUCACUUAAAAAGUAAAUUCGCGCUGCCUCAAACUUAUAUCGUGCUUAUUCCAUCUCGUUUAACUUGUCAAAUGCUGGCAAAUUUUUUGGAGCUUGAACUCUAAAGGACUGUAUCAAAGUUCAUGCAGGAAAGGAAAAAAAAGUUGUUGUCAUGUUGUAGUUGUGAGUGAUAGCUAAGAAAUGUACAAAAAAGCUUGAUGCAUGUGCAAGGUUGUUGUUUUGUUAAUCUAAACCUAUUGAUUUUGCCAUCGCUUUCAUCGCUUAAGCUCGCUAUUAAGGCUGGAUGCAGGAGCUAUCCCCAGCUGGCUACUAUGAGCUUGACCCUUGGCUAACUUCAUAGGAAACAAAAGGAAAAAAGAACCAAAAGAAUCUCCUAGAUGCAGCUGUUCAUUAUGCCAUGUCUACAGUUCGCACAUAACUGCAAACUUGAAAUCUUAGUGACAGCCCUAAGUCAUUAUGACCGUGAUGAUUCUAUUGGUGACUUUGCAGACAAUAAAAUACAGUGUAGAGAGGUACCAGCGGCUAUAAACAUUGUUCAAUUAUAUGAUUUCCCAUUGCUUCUAGAACGUUGAUGUUGUGCGGCGCUCCUUGCUGUUUAAUGUCAGCACUUCACUGGAAGACCAAGAUGUCACUGGCGAGAGACAAGAAACUGCCCAUUUAUCUGAGGGACACAUCUCCGCUGAAUUGCAACUACGGAAUGAAUGUGAAACCCUUUGGCAGGAGUUGAACAAUGUGAGAUCACGAUUUUUACCUAUCAAUCUAUUUGAAAAAUAGAUUUUUUUCUCCCGGGAUAUUUUUUUCUCACCAUUUUUAUGUGGUUUGUUGGACCAGAUGCAAACUUUGGAGCAAAGUUUGCAUGUUUUCAGUGAAAUUGAUAACCACUUGAAUUGCAAUUAAGCCAUGCUAUUGUUUUGUAAGGCAAAUUAUAAUAUGAGGUCUACUGUAUGGCUGUGUCCAGGCAAGUUGACCAUAAAUAAAUACACCCGUUGUUAAACCCCCCACCCCCUUGCUUGAAAUAAAUAAGCCCCCAGUGGGGCUUAAUAGAGGGUUCAUUAUUAAUUUUUAGACUUUAUUUGUUUUACUUGAAGACUCAUGCCCGGCUAGAAGCAAGAACUAGGGCGGGCUCAUCUAAAGUGGAUGAAGGCGGUUUGGAUGGUUCGAAGGUGAGCCUGUUCAUAGUUCUUUCUUAAACCUAAUCGGAUUAUGUGUAUUUUAAAUAAUCUAAACUAUCUAUCUUUCUAAUUUGGGUGCACCCACACUACUUUAACGAGUCUGUCCCAUUCCUGUCUUCUGCCAUGACAGGUAGAGAUAUCCUGCUUGGUACAUGUAUCUCUCACUAGUUAGUCAAUAAAUAUUGUUGCUGGGUAUGCCCUUGAGUGCGUGUUAUGUUUUGGUUUCUAAAGAAGUAGUUUGGAAACAAUGAUUAUCAUUCUUGCUUCUCCAUCAGUGGCCACUAAACUGCAGCUGACUUAUCUGGAGACUUGUUAAAAUUGGAUGCAGGUCCCCGUAAAGUUCCUUGUUCUGCUCUUUUAAUAAUAAUUAUUGUUAAUUAAUCUAAAUGUGAUGAACAGACUUAUUCAUGGAUAUGUUGUAGUUAUUUUUUAUCUCAGGUAAUUUUUGUUUUUCUUUUGUUUUUGGGUAUGGUAAUGUAUGCUAAUGAAAUUGAAACAAAGGAAAAAUAAAAAUUACCUGGGAUAAAAAAUUAACUACAACAGAUAUAUUAAACAGUUUGGCAUAAAUAUCCAUAGGUACUUGAAAAAGUGCUUAAGGUAAAAGAAAAGAAACUUCAGACAGAACUCGUAGCUUUGGAAAAUCAGGGCCUUCAAGGUGAGCAUUUGCAUGAAAUUAAUAAUAAUAAUAAUAAUAAUAAUUAACAUUUAUAAUUUAAGUUUAUAAUAACUUACAUGUAUACAGUUAAUAAAUUGAUAAAUUAACUGUACCCUCAUAUGCAGGGUGCAAAGAAAAUCAUUUUUACAGCCUGCCAUUCGGGCAAGCUGAAGCUAGCAUUUACUAGCCCAGAUGUCAUUUCAACCAGCAGCACCCCCCAAACUUUUUGACUAGCAUUCUGAAUUGAUUUCACAGUUCUUCUUUAUUCGAAUUCCUCAUUCCUCAGCAUUUUUCUUUUUUGUUUCUCAUAGUUACAUCAGCAAAUCCAGAGUACACUGGAACAUGUCUAAGGAGUGAGGUACAGUGUAUAAACCCCACUGACUUCAGAGUACAUAAUAGAAUAUUGUUUUGGUUUUUUUUUGCUGUUGCCAUUGUUAUUAUGUUAUUGUUUUGUUUUUUUUGUUGUUGUUGUUGUUUGAUUUUUUUUCUAAAGACUCUGAGCAUUGGAAAUUUUAGUGCGACUUAAGUGUGGGGGUAGAGUGGAGGCCAUCAAUGGGUUGUUCCAGAAAAAAUCCACACCCCCCCGACGGAUGGGAUUCUGGAAAUUCUCGCGGGAGGGGGGGUCGAAGACUCCGGAAAUCCAGGCGGGAGGGGGGGUUGACCUUAAAAAAGUCUUCUGCAGGGGUCAUUUCGACCGAUAGUUGAUACAAAUCAAACGUUUAGUUCGAUGACACUUAAGCGCUUUCAGACCCUGAAAAUAGUCAAAAUGUUUUGUUCAUAUAUUUCUCACCUGACAUAAAUGAUAAUCUAAGUUGCUUUACAGGUCCUUUUAUAGCAGAAAACGCGAAAAAGAUACUAAAGAACGGGCCUGAAGGAACUCGUCGCAACGUUGUUGUCACGAAGAGCGUCAAACGCCUGACACAUUUCUACUCGUACCCAGAGCCCGCGCGCGAAGAGUGAUUUUUAUAAGCUAAGAAAUUAUGUAAACACUCGUUCAGGUGUCGUUCGCAUUUUUGUUUUUUGCUCCUUUCGUUUUCAGUUCCACGCGAUAGAAUUCGUAGUUUAAUAUAAGCUGAAGCUUUAGAAAUUAAAACAAAAACAUUUAGACGUGUUUGCGUGUAUUUUCCAUUAAAAAUAAAUUAAAUUUAAGCCUUUUAUUUUUUCCCGGAAAUCCAGGCGGGAGGGGGGGUCUUCCACCUUGGAAAUCCAGUUGGGAGGGGGGGUCUUGUGCUUCAGGAAAUCCAGGUGAGAGGGGGGGUUAAAAAAGGACCCCAUCCGUCGGGGGGGUGUGGAUUUUUUCUGGAAUAACCCAAUAUUCUUUAGCACCAAACUUCAAAAUUGUUCUAUGUCAUCAGAUACAACUGUUUUGCUUUAUAUCUAGUUGCUUACAAGUAUAACACAGUUGGAAGAGACAUUAGAAGUGAUUAGAAAGCAACGCAAAGAAGUAGAGGAUGAACUUAAGAGGUAUUCAUCUUUUAUCUAAAGUUACUGUCAAACUCAGAAAACCUUGAACCAGUGAUCUUGUUACAUCUGCGUCCUGUGUCCUGCGUCCCUGAUGCAUAGAAAAAAUAACCUGGUUACAGGAAAACUGCAACUGGCAAGACACAACCAGGAAGAAAAAUUACCUACUUGAACCAUUUAUGUCUGGAUUGCUAGUCUUGAGACUUGGCUACUCGGCCAAACAGUGCACCCCCUUAUUUUGGGACUUGCUGAUUGAUUACAUGAUCAUUGAUUUGCAGAGAGGAAGAGAUUCUUAAUCAGCAUAAGGAGAUUGGCCACUCUCUUCAAAUGAAAAUUGAGAGCCUGGAGCAAGAAAAAGAAAAUGCUCCUAGUGGAAUAAGGUAUUCAAAACAUUAGUUCUGUGUAUACAUAUGAUAAAUAAUUUUUGGGUGCAUGGAGGUGUGAUGGUGGCCAGGGCAAUGGAACCAACCCUUGGUCUAUAUCAAACCAUUCAUUUUGCUGAUUGAACUAUAAUAUUUAUUGUAGUUCAAUAAUUAAAUUAUUUAAGUACUCUUUUCUUUACAUGUAGAACCCAAAAUAUCUUCUCUUUGCUAGAUUCCUAUGAACCAAAAGCCCAAUUCUUGAUACCUGCACCACCAAUCAAUAUUCCACAAUUCCUCUAAUUUCUACACCUUUCCCAUACUAAACAUCUUACCCUCCACUGUGGCAAAUCGGUCAUGAGUUUAUAAACCUAUUUAAAAUUUAUAAAAUCAUUGGAUAGCAAUUUUCACGUGUUUUUGUUUGUCUAGCUCUGUACCUAGCACAGUAUGCAAUGACCGUGAGACUCUGCGUUGUUUGUUUUAGUAUUUACCAAGUUCUUUCAGUAUUUGUUUAUUUUUGACAGUGUAUCAGGAAUUAGUUGGGGAGAUUUUAAUGAUUGUUGCAAAUUCCCAAGAAAAUAGUUUCGGCUACCUGCAGUGCAUAAUAAUAUAGAUGGAAGACAGGUAAUGAAAUAUUCUGUGUUAAUUUUUUCAGUCAGAUAAAAGAACUUGAAAAACAAAAGAAAGCUGCAGAUGUGUAUCUUGCUCAGAUCAUGAGAAAACUGGUUUGUAGAAAGGCUCCAAUUCAUAGGUCUCUUCUUGACUUACUGUCAAGCUAACAAAACCACUGAAUGUUUAUUGCAUUAUGUCAAAUCACAGCAAAGAUUAGGACAAGUAAGCAAGCCACACAACCACAAACUUAUCGCUUGUGGUUUAAUUUUCCCACACUGGAUUAGGUUUUCCCUCACAACACACAGUAACAUUCCAAAAAUAUUUCUGGUGUCCGUGGUCUUGUUAGUUUUACAGUAAAAGCUGCGAACCUGUUAUUUUGAGUCCAUAAUGAACUGUAGUGUACAAAACUUAGCCUCAGGCAAAUGUCAGUUGCAAGGGGUCACACAGCUCUGCUAGAGCACAGCAGCCUUAUCGGGGGUUUUGGAGCGAAGACAAGCUAAGAAGUGUCUGCUUUCAAACACCUCACUCAUAUUCAUGAAAGGACAUAAAAAAAUAAAGAAAAAUCCCAAAUCUCUUUUUUAUAAAACUUCACACAAAAGUGCAGUGCUUAAGAGUAUUCUAAGUAGUUCUUUUCAUGGUUUUUCAUCUACAAGAGACAUUACUCUUAGCAUGAUUUCCUUUGUGAUAGCCUCUGAUUAUGAUGCCAAAGUUGCAACACUAAGAUUUAAUUAAUAAUUAUCUAUUCAUUUGUCAUUUUAAUCCAGGGAUCAUUUUUGUCCACAAACUUUCCUCUGCCAUCACCUGAUGAUGUGAAAAGAAACAAGGUACAUUUUUUGGACUUAGUUUUCACUAUUUUCAUUCAUUCCUGCUACAUAGUAUUCCGGGCAAAAAAAGGCUGAAUGUGCUUACUGCCGCAUUCCUAUGGAAAGGGCCUCAGGCUAUUCAGAAAACAGUGGGAUGGGCAUGGCAGUCUGUCCACCUGUAGCUUUUUCUGAACUUGUUUCUGGUAUCUCCAUUGCCCCUUUACAGAGAACUCACUUCACUGUUAGAACUGAUUCAAAAGAGAGCAGGGGCGAACUCUUGGGGUCGUUUAAGGCAAUAAAAAUGAUUGAAGAAUGGUAUGGACCAACUCUAUUGUGGGUUUCCGCUUUAAGUAGGACGUGUUCGUUUUAUAGUGGUGUUGAUCAACAGAGAAUUAACCUUCUGGCCUGUUUGUUCUCUGAGAGAAGACCAGACACAUAACGUUUAUGAGGGGGUGAGACGGUGCAAUAAUGUACUCUUGAUUUUUCAUUUGUUAUUACCCUAACUUAUUUGUUUUUUGCCUUCUAGAAUCAGGGGAAGGGACUGCUCUUAGAUCCAAACAUCACGUAUAUCUCACUUCAACAGCUAACAGAGGUAAGAAGAAAGAGUGCAAUGAAAAUAUUGGAGUUCUCAGGGCAUUGAUGAUGAUUAUGAUGAUGACAGUGACAGUAAUGAUAAUAAUAAUAAUAAUAAUAAUAAUGCUGUUCUUGAUGCUGAUGAUGGUAAUGGUAAUGACAGUGAUAGUGAUAGUGAAAAUGAUAAUAACAAUAGUAAAUGAUUUCCUCCUCUCACAGUGUUUGUUUUACAGUGUAACUUGCUUCACUAUGUUAACGCUUUAAGCCCCAAGGGUGACCAACAUCAAUUUUCUCCUAACAACAUUAGCAGAUCAUCAACAGUAAAGGUCAUGAGAAUUACUAAAUUGAUCACUAAAGGGAACAUGCUUUGAUCUAACACCAAAUUCUCUCAACUAUUAUUUAAAGAAUUGUAUGGAGAUCAGUGUGGAGAAUUUGUAUGUGGAUCUUUGGGCUUAAAGGGGUUAAGACGACUUGCCUGGGCCCUUGUCCAUUUGGCAACUCAGAGGACCAUUGGACAAUACUUAUUUCCUGAAUCCUGAAUCCUCCAGUAAUACAUGUAUCAUCUGAAUGGACAUUUACAGUGCUAUAGGGUGAAAAUGUCUAAAUAUAAACACAUUUCAAACGACAAAUAAUUUCUCUCAAUAGGACCUGAUGAACAUGUUGUACGCCAGGCCUCACGAUCCUUACAUCCGAAUAAAGGAUUUUCACUGGCCUCCGUAUAUUGAACUGUUACUAAGGUCUGGCAUAGCUCUGCGGCAUCCUCAAGACUGCAAUCGUAUUAGACUUGUGGCUUUCAACCGAUAAAUCACCAAGGCGACUAUUUUGAGAAGACGGGAAGGAGUUGGCAGUCCAUGAUUUCAACUACAGGGCUCAAAAUAAUGGCCAGUCAAAGGACAAUAACCUGACUCUUGACUUGCCAAAUACUUCACUCGUCGGUCAUGUUGACUGGACACGACACUCUCAUUUUUGGAAAAAAGUAGAAAAAAGAGAAAAUACAACAACAACAACAAUAACAAUAACAGCCAGUUCUCACCCUUUAAAUCUUAGAUUUUUGUGUCUUUCUAAGACACGCUAACAAACAGAAAAUCACACAAGGAUCAGUUAACAUUUUCCAAGAAUAAUAUAACUUGUCAGAAACGAGACUUGACCGAGCCAAAGCAUCGUGCACGCACGCACACCAACGGAAAAUUCUUUUGAGCCCUGAACCGUCAAAGCAGAAGUUUAUUUGUUGGAUACCACUCCAAGUUAACAGUGCAUCUUAAAACCAAGUUAGCUGUGGUGAAUUGAUGUACUGGGUAUUGGCGAGUCUCUUUUCAGCUGAGAUAAACGAUAUUUGGAAAUCAAGUGGAUCAUUUUCCCCACUGUCUGGUUGGUUAAAAAAUUUGCAACGCGGAAGGGUAACAGAAAGUGUACCAUGUCUGUUCUAUAUAACAAAAUCAAACGAGCAAAGACACACCUCUAAAAAGUGCCC